This is a messenger RNA of Hippoglossus stenolepis (Pacific halibut), 1235 nucleotides long. RefSeq names its product metallo-beta-lactamase domain containing 1 (gene mblac1). Lineage: Eukaryota; Metazoa; Chordata; Actinopteri; Pleuronectiformes; Pleuronectidae. Bases 64 to 834 code for a protein of 256 amino acids. The transcript has 2 exons. The record is from RefSeq and is a predicted model, not a curated record.
AACCGCCAGUAAACACCAGAAGAAAGCAGUGGCAGCGUGCACCGUGAUGGUUUGAAUUAGGUCAUGGAGGUUGCGGUCAUGUGCUCGUCCGGCUCAGCUCCUCUUGAGGACUCAGCGGACAUGUCGGGGACAGGCAGUGUCCUGGUCUCUGUCUCUGACCGGUAUCAAACCAUCCCGCUGCCGGAGCCUCACGCACACUUUCCUGGACAGCCAUACUCCGUGUCCGUGCUUAAAGUGGGAUACUGUCUUCCUCAGCCCGACGGGACAUUCAGAGCCGACGGGACCAUCACCCUCAUAACGGGACCCAAGAUUAUUCUGGUGGACACGGGAGGACCAUGGGACCGGGACUUUCUCCUCACGACGCUGAAAGAGAGGGGCCUGGACCCGGGGGACAUUAACUUGGUCGUAGGGACUCACGGGCAUUCAGACCACAUUGGAAAUCUGGGACUUUUCCCGACAGCUCUAACGAUUGUGGGAUAUGACAUCAGCGAGGGGGACACGUACCGUCCCAACAGGCUGGCACAGGGACAUGCGUACACUGUUGAUGAACAUGUGAGUGUCACGUCCUCACUCAAAACCUGUGCUCUGAAGAUAUACGUAGUUCCAAGUCCAGGCCACACGGGACAAGAUGUCAGUGUUCAGGUGAAGGGGACCACAGCAGGCACUGUGCUUGUUGCAGGGGAUUUAUUUGAGUGCUGCUCAGACGGGGACAGCUGGCGGGAUCUGAGUAUGAACACUGCAGUACAGGAGGUCAGCCGCCAAAGGGCGUUACGCACUGCUGACGUCAUCAUACCGGGACAUGGACCCCCAUUCAGAGUCCUCAGGAACUGCUGAACCAACCCUGAGGACAUCAGUUAUACAACUGAAAUGGGCCUGCUAGACAUAGGCACUCAGAGCCGUGUGAACAAACAUGUGGACAGCUCUAAAUAACAGGUGUGCAUGCACCAAAGCUACUUUAAGGACACAUUUGAGAUCCGAUCACACAGACCACAUUUGGAGGUGGUCUGGGAAUGCGUGUGGCCACAUUCUUUUCUCUGUGUAAACCCUGACCCGCGACAGUUUUAUUAUGAGCCCAAAGCUUUUACACCUCAUUUUUUACCACACAUUAUUUUAUUUGUGGCCACCAACACAAUAUUGACACUGAAUGAUAUUUAUAUAUGUAUAUAUAUAUAUAUAUUGAUUUUCAGUUUUUGUUACUAUUUCAAAUGAAUAAAACCUUAUGUCACGGUAAAGUU